AUGGAUGCUGAACUAAUAAAGAAAGCCUUGUGCUUUCAUGGCAAACCCAUGCAAAAGAUAUGGGAUGAUGAGAGGGGCGCAAUGGAUUUACAAACUAUGGGUGUACCGGAAGAUGGCAAUUACAGCGUCUACAUGGAACGGCAAAAACAUUUCACAUUUCAGGAUAGAGCCAAACGACUGAAAUUGCAUCAAUUUUUGGCACGCAAAGCAGAUGAUCUCUACGACAGGGACUUGUCGAAAAUUCCCGCUAUACCAAGGAAAAUAGAACUUAAUCCGGAGGAUAAAAGUAAGUAUAAUCAAGCAAUUAUGGUUAAGAUGCCGCCAUAUGAAACAUUUUUACAAAAAAAUCAAGAUAAAGUUAAGCGGCACAUCCUUGAAUCAAUUAAGCCGGGCGAUAUUGUCUAUGCCACAAUUUUAAAAGGCAAACUUGGUUCUGUAGCUCCGCUUGUGGUCAAACCUUUGUGUACGGAAGAGAAUAAUUUCAAAAUGCUAAAGGAUUAUAAAAUUAAGACCACAAUUCCGACGCAUUUAUCUGGCCCCCCAGUGUUGGAAAGUACUACUUCAGCCAAUCAUCGUGAUAAUAUACGCUGUGAAGUCAUUGAAAUUUCGGUGGAUGCUGAACGCAUGACCCUCAGUCUAGAGCCAUUUGCAGAGAAAAAUAAAAAUAAGAAAUUAGGAGCAAUAACAGUAAAAGAAUUACCAUCAUUGUAUGGUAAACUUACGGAAAAUCCCCAAACCUAUGAGCAAUAUUUGCACAGUGCCCCCGAAUUGGAAAAUCCAAAUUAUGAUGUGCUAUAUGCCAGUGUGGGCUUAGACGUGAAUGAUAAUUUCACCUUAAUGAAUAAUUUUAAAGAUGGCUUCCCACAACAAGAAUAUGCCAAAGAAUUGAGACAGAUACAGGCCAGUAAAUGGGCAUUUAGAUCUGUGGCCGAGGGUAUUGAAUAUUUUAAAGUUGGCCAACAUGUUGAGGCAUUCCAGUGUUUGAAUAAAGCAUUAAAUAUUGAUCCACGAAAUGUUGAAGGUUUGGUGGCUCGUGGUGCAUUAUAUGCCAAUAAAGGAUCAUUCCUCAAAGCCGUGGAAGAUUUUGAAAAGGCCUUAAAAUUAAACUCUUUACAUGUUAAUGCCCGCAAAUAUAUGGGAGAGACCUUGGUCGCCUUGGGUCGUAGUUAUGAGGAAGAUAAUCGUAUACAAGAUGCCGCCAAGGCAUAUCGUGAUUGUUUAAAUAUAAUACCAAAUCAUGAGCAGGCCACACUACUACUGGAAGCCAUACAACAUAGAACUGGAGCUAAUGUUGAUGUUGCUCCACCGCCACCAAUGUUUGGAAAUUCUUAUGAACAAAUGGAUAGAGCAUCCUCAGCAAGUCAAGGCUCAGAUUCCGAUGAUUCAUCUGAUUCAGAAUCCGAUUCGGAAGAAAAUCGCCCCUCACACAGUAAAAAAGCAGAUUCGUUAUCGCCCUUAAGCAAAAAAUUAGCCUUACAUGCCCAAGAAAUGAAAGUAUCCAGAAAACAGGUGUUCAGCCAACCAUUUUAUGUUAAUCAAAGUGCGGCGCCUACGACGUCGGUUGUUCCCAAUGAGUUUAAGCUUGAUGAGGAUGACACCGAGACAAGGGUUCGCAAACUUUUGCAAGAGGCUUCAAAGCACAAAAAAGAUAAGAAAAAAAGUAAAAAAUCUAAAAAGUCCAAGAAAGCAAAGAAAAGUUCAAAGGAUAACAAAAAUGCAUGGAAAUUAAUCAAUUUCAUUUCCAGAUAUGAUAACCAACAACUCGAUUUGGAUAUACAAAGCCGAGAACAUGCUUUAAAUGAAAAUUUAAAAUUAUAUGAAAAAUCCAUACAGCUGUUGAAGAAACGUCAACUGUUAUUGGAUCAUCAACCAACAACAUCGACAGCAGCCGCAGCGACGUCGAUGGCAGCAUCCAAUAUUAAUACGUCGUCUUUGGCACGUAAGAGAGAUAAAUCUGAGACACCGCCACCAGCCCCCUCAUUUAGAUCCGAUAAAAAUCGUAAUAAUGGUAAGGAUUAUCAUACCAUAGGAUUUGGUAAGCAAUCGUCAGCAUCUACUGCAGGGUCAUCGCAGCUGCAUCACAACUCAGCGACGGCAAAGAAAGAGGAGAAAAAGUUAUCUUUUCAAAUUCGUAAACCUGUUACCGUGGAUAAAUUCGGUUUGAUACGAUUACGAUCGCCCUUUCAACCGGAGAAAAGUCCAACACCAAAAUCUCCCUCACCUAAACGUAGACGUUUACGAUCCCGUUCCCGAUCUCGUUCUAGAUCACGUUCUCGCGGCUAUCGGCGCAGUAGUCGUAGCCGUAGUAUUGGUAGAUCACGAUCACGUCGUUGGCAUUCACGUUCACGUAGUCGUUCGCGUGAACGUUACGCCGCACGACGUAGACGUCGUUCUACAUCACGUUCUCGUUCAAGUUCAUACUCUGACAGACGUCGGAGAGAUUCACGUUCACGAUCGCGUUCUCUUUCACGGGGUCGUAGGCGUCGUUCGCCAUCACCAUUUCAUCGUGGACGACGUUCACCAUCGUCCCCAUCCAGCAGCCGCCGUCGUUCGUAUGGCCGACGUUCACGUUCGCCCGCUUAUUAUGGUCGCGGCGGACGUGGUGGUUUUCGUGGUGGACGUGGUUUUAGUUAUCGCGGUAGUUAUCAUUCAUCGAAAUUUGGUAAUCGUGUUUGGAAAAAUCCCAAUUCAAAUGAUCCAUCAUCAACAAAGGAUUCCUCGCCGGAUGAUGGUCGUUGGCCUCAUGAUAAAUAUGAAAAUACCAGCCCUAGGGCAGAUGGGAAUCCCGAUGAUCCCACAAUUGAGGAAAUUGAUGAGAUUAUAAGUAAGGCACAGCGUGAACGUAAGCAGAAUAUUAUCAAUAAUGAUAAGGAUAUACUUAAGAAACCGAAUAAAUGGUAAAUUAAAAAAAAUAUAACAUCAACAAGA
Messenger RNA from Musca vetustissima, 2928 nucleotides. Its product is annotated as tetratricopeptide repeat protein 14 homolog. The record is from RefSeq and is a predicted model, not a curated record. The transcript is spliced from 9 exons. Lineage: Eukaryota; Metazoa; Arthropoda; Insecta; Diptera; Muscidae. Gene Ontology annotation, molecular function: protein binding. Bases 1 to 2901 code for a protein of 966 amino acids.